Danaus chrysippus (African queen) is the source of this 1935-nucleotide messenger RNA. The record is from the annotation of a GenBank genome assembly. Lineage: Eukaryota; Metazoa; Arthropoda; Insecta; Lepidoptera; Nymphalidae.
AUGAAGACGAUAAAUGGUUAUAAGAAUCCUUACAGAAAGGAACCUAAUCUGGACAAGAUUGUUGAUCAGCUGUGCACGAGACUUCAAGACAUUAAAGAUCAAGACGGCUCGUCUGUAGGUAUGCCAACCUGUUCCAUAGAACAGACAGAGGCUGUGCGUCGAUACUACGCAGCUUUCCCCGCUCUGAAGAAAGGUCAAGAAUCGCCGUUGCAGUAUUACUUGCCACCACCGUCGUGGUGUCGUAAAACUAACACCGAUUCAAAAGUCAAAAUGCAAAGCGAACUGUCAAUGUCAAAAGAUUGGAAUACAAAAAACAAAAAGUACUGCUCGGGCAAGGAGCGACGGAAUUCAUACCACGGGCCGAAGAAGAACAGCAGGAAACGUCACAACAGUUACAGCAGGUCCCUGGAGAGUAAAGAGAACCUGCCGGAGUGGAUGACUCACGAGGGAGUGUGGGACAUGGAGACACAGGAUCCCGUCAAGGAGUUCAUUAGAGCCAUAGCACUGGACGAGGGAUACGGAACGUGCGAGAACACGGUCACCGACGAACUGAAGGACGUGACGCGCGUGCGGUUCAGGCUGGACGACAACAUGGUGCCCGACUGGGACGACAGCCUCGACCUGGACGCCGAGUGGCUCAUCACCGAGGACCUCAACCCGCGGGCGCGCUCGCCCGUCGAGGAGGAGCUGUACGCCAAGUUCGAGGCCAAGUUUGACCGGAGCAUCGAAGCCCUGUGGUCCAAGGAACAGAACACCCCCGACGACGAGUACCAGGACCUGCCCAUCGACUUCCAAGAUCUCCUGUCGUCCCCCUCCGACCAGCUGUUCGCGGACCCCGCCCUCGAGAAACGCAGCCUUGCCUCGCUCACAGAAAGCAUCCGCUCGGGCGACGUGGAGCCUCGCGCCGCCUCGCCCCCGCGCUCCCCCGACGGACUCAGCGCCCGCCUGCGACCGCUGCGUCUGCACGAUGCUCGCGCUCCGCCCCCCUGCCCGAGGGAGAUAGAGUCGUUCGCACUGUACGAGGGCGAGGAGUUCUACGACGCGCUCUCCGUCGUGGCCAAGACCAUGCGCUCGCUGGCCGCCAUCAACCACAGCCGCGACGGCAGCGGCUUCGCGGAGGUGCCGCCGCGGCGCCUCGCCCCCCAGCCCCCGCCGCCGCCUAUCGUUCCCCGCGCUCCCCCACGACGCGAGCCCGAGCGUGACCGCGAGGACCCUCUCACCUCGUCCCGCACGCACUUCCGCCCGAUCCGCCGCGAGUCCGAGGCCGACCCUCCCCGCUACGCGGACGGAGACACCUUUGACAUCCGCGGGGACCUCGACACCGUCGAGUUCAGACGCAGCGAGUCCGGCGGCGUGUACCUCGGCGCGACGCUGGAGCGGUACCUCGAGUACCGCGCCUCCCGCGGCAUCGACUACGGCCGCCUCAACCUGACGCCCGCCCAGCGCUGUCCGGACCUCGACGACCCGGGCUUCCGGCUGCGCUUCCCGCUGCGGCAAACGGACGCCGGCGUGCAGACGGAGCGCCGCGCGGACGCUGCCUGGGAGUGCGACGAGUGCGGCGGCUCCGUCAAGAAGAUGCGCGCCAGCACCAUCGAGAGCAUCUGGAGCGAGGCCCACGCGUGCCGCUGCGGCGCCCGGCCGUCACCCGCCGCGCCCGCCGCCGCGCCCGCGCCCGACGAGCUAUCGAGGGACUGGGAGGAGCUGCUGCGGGACAUCAGCGCCGCGCACCGCCUGUACGCCAGCGAGGCGGCCGGCGACGAGGACGGCGGCGGCGGCGCGGACCGGAAGCGGCGACACAGCGCGGCGCUGCGCGGGGGUGGUGGGCCGGGCGCGGCGGGGGACGGCGGCGGGGGAGGCGGCCCGCGCUGCUCCCACCCGCACGCCCGCUUCCUCCACUGCUGCGGCUCGUCCCCGGACCGGCCCCUCACCCGCUGA